Cotesia glomerata is the source of this 1660-nucleotide messenger RNA. RefSeq lists its product as uncharacterized. The record is from RefSeq and is a predicted model, not a curated record. Bases 273 to 1550 code for a protein of 425 amino acids. Lineage: Eukaryota; Metazoa; Arthropoda; Insecta; Hymenoptera; Braconidae. The transcript has 6 exons.
UUUGGUUAUUAAUUUUCUACAAAAUUUAAAGUUUAUUUAUUAGUUGUUACAAAUAAUUAUUUGGAGCUGAAAUAAAAAUUGGGUUUGACGCUAUCAAUUAAUAUGAUAAGUGUUGUUUUCUUAGUAAAUUACUCAUAAAAAGCGAUAACAAUGGGCUGGACUUGAUAAAAUCACUGAUUGAGAAACAGAAAAUUGAGUUUAAACAAUUUAAGUACGAGUUACUAGAACUUUUAACGUUUGUACUGCGAUAUAUACAACGUUACUUAUCAAAAAUGGUGCGUAAUUAUUACUACUUUGCUCUCUUAAUAUUAAUAUGGGUGCAGAAUUCUGUAGACGCGAUAAAUUUCAAGGGCAUCCAUGAUAUAAACAGCAUAAAGAAAUUUAUCCAGGGAAUAACAGAUAGGACUCCUGCGGAAUACUACUUUGGAAAAGUACUAAGUGACAGUGAAAAAAGUAAAAUAAUCGUCGACGAUUUGGUCGGACUUCUCAGUAAUUUAAACGAUUUAACGGAUCGUCAUUAUAAUGCAUCCAGAGAAUUAUCACUUCGUUUCAACACUUUCAAAGAUAAUUCAUUAAAAAAAAAUGUAUCAGUAUUUAAUUUCAUGGAUCCAUUGAAUUCUUUCGAUAAUAUCGCCAGUAAAAUAAAUUCCCUUGCCGAUAUAUUCAUCAAAUUGCAGAAUGACUUUGGUUAUGAUUUGUCCAAGUAUUGUUCGGCAAUUUCAGAAAUAAGACAAAGUUUAGCUCAGGAAAAAAAAGGAAGUAUUGUGAUUGAAUAUAACAGAGCGAAAGAUCUUCAGGGAGUCUUUUAUAGUAACGGAAGAGUUUCAACAGGUCCCGAUGAUUACAUUUCUUGUGGAAAAAGAGUCCUCUUCGGAAAACUAUUCAAUGAUUUUUACCUACACAUGGUUACUUCGUAUCUCAAAGAGUACGUAAUACGUUAUUAUCUGGAUAUUAUCAACGCACAAUGUCUUGACCAAAACUUAUCAAGUGCGAAAAUAGAUGAGUUUAUCUUCAUAAGCAGAUUACAGAGAGAGAUAUCGUCAAUGAAGCACAAGCAGGAUACAACCGAUGAUUACCUCUGGAGGUGUGAUCCACCAAGUUAUGAUAACAGUAACGGAACUCUGUACUACGAGAUGACUCAUAUGUUGCAAACGGUCAUAGUAAAAGAGGAAGAUCUGGAUAUUCAUCAAUCGUGUAGUCAUAAUUGUGACACAAGGUACAUUGAAGAUUCAAUGAAUUACACGGAAUGUGAUGGAUAUCAAGAUUGUCAAUACAUCGACAGUAGUUACGAGAUAUGUGAACCACCGGCCAGCGAUCAUUCUCUACGAAGAUAUCAGUGGUUCAAAGACGAGCAUGGGAAAGUCUAUGGCGACAACAGCACGGAAUGUAAGACACCCGUUAAAAAAGUGUCCAGUACUUUGUGGGUAUCAAAGCUUCGUUCAUGUGAUUACUGCCUGUGUAAUUGCAUCAAAAAGAAACCUUCGAUGGAAGACGAUGUCCUAUUUAUCAGUUUUAGGGAACAGGUCACUGACAUCGAGAGAAUAUGGUGAUCGUAGGAGUGAGGUUUGUCAAGAAGAACAACAUGAUUCAUGUGCAAAGAAAAGAAGCUGAGUUGAAACCCAACGGACUGACGGGAAAAUCAAGGUGGAAGGAGCUGGAA